Salarias fasciatus (jewelled blenny) is the source of this 5051-nucleotide messenger RNA. RefSeq names its product receptor-type tyrosine-protein phosphatase H-like. Bases 401 to 3832 code for a protein of 1143 amino acids. The record is from RefSeq and is a predicted model, not a curated record. Gene Ontology annotation, biological process: peptidyl-tyrosine dephosphorylation involved in inactivation of protein kinase activity. The transcript is spliced from 21 exons. Gene Ontology annotation, cellular component: signaling receptor complex. Gene Ontology annotation, molecular function: protein tyrosine phosphatase activity; protein binding. NCBI's taxonomy places the organism in Eukaryota, Metazoa, Chordata, Actinopteri, Blenniiformes, Blenniidae.
AGAAAAAAAAAAACCAUGUAAAGCAGAAAUAUCCACUUGAUUGAUGGACACUUUGACAAGCGACACACUAUGACCGUUAACAAGGAAGUAGCAGGCGGAGCAAAGGUCUCUGUGGUAGCUCAAGGCCAGAAAGGAGAAGUAGCUAUUUACUUCAUCACUUGCUGAUACGAAGGGAUCAGAGGUUACUAAAGGAGUGUAGGGUUAAGAAUUAAAAGUCAACACUCCUGGGAUUAAGGUAAUAUUGGACUUGUCUGACCUCGGGCUCGGAUGCAUUCUCUGUGAACCUCAAGUGUUGUUUUUGAAAAUAAAUCGGUUGUUCUUUUGAAAAAAAGAAAUUGAAAGUUUAUUCUGAGGAAAGCCAGGGAUUUACUACGGUCAUGGACUGAGAUCCAGAGGAAGGAUGAAGCGUUUGUGUUUGAAAAGCCCCUCGGAGCACUUGGUGCUGUGUGUCUUCUUGAGUCUACUUUUGGGUGUCGCUGAUUCAACCACAAUAAGCACACCAACAAGAAAACCUCCUGCUGAUGUUGGAGCGGUGACAGUGGUGAGCCAGAGUGAGACCAGUAUAACUCUGAAUUGGAAAAAAGUUGAUGGCAUCGCGACAUACGACCUGUUCUAUAAUGAUGGCGGGACAAAUAAAACGGAGAGGAUCGAUCGGCCAAAUGGUGACCAAGUGGAAUAUGUGGUUUCUGAUCUGACGGCUGGAACAUUAUACACUUUCACUGUCUUCACUGUGGAUUCUGAGGGACUCAGAAGCAAUGGCCUCAACUUUACAGCUCCAACAGCUCCAAGAAAAAUUGAAAAUGUGAAUGUGAGCCAGAAUGAGACCAGUAUAACUCUGCAGUGGGACAAAGUUGACCGCAUCGACCGGUACAUUCUUGUAUUUGAUGGAAAUGAGACGCCAAUUGAUGCUUCAGAAGUGUCACACACCAUUUCAAAUCUGAUGAGCGGGAGAGAGUACAGUUUCACUCUCUUUACUGAAUUUAAAAAUGUCAACAACAGUGGAGCAACCCUUACUGCUGUCACUGCUCCAAGAAAAGUUGAAAAAGUGAAGGUAGUGAACCAGAAUGAGACCAGUAUAACUCUGGAGUGGGAAAAAGUUGACCGCAUUGACCGUUACAUUCUUGUGUCUGAUGGAAAUGAGAGGACAAUUGAUGCAUCUGAAGUGUCACACACCAUUUCAAAUCUGAUGAGUGGGACAGAGUACAGGUUCACUCUUUUUACUGAAUUUAAAAAUGUCAACAACAGUGGAACACCCUUUACUGCUGUUACUGCUCCAAGAAAAAUUGAAAAUGUGAAUGUGAGCCAGAAUGAGACCAGUAUAACUCUGCAGUGGGACAAAGUUGACCGCAUCGACCGGUACAUUCUUGUAUUUGAUGGAAAUGAGACGACAAUUGAUGCUUCAGAAGUGUCACACACCAUUUCAAAUCUGAUGAGUGCCACAGAGUACAGUUUCACUCUCUUUACUGAAUUUAAAAAUGUCAACAACAGUGGAGCACCCUUUACUGCUGUUACUGCUCCAAGAAAAGUUGAAAAAGUGAAUGUGAACCAGAAUGAGACCAGUAUAACUCUGCAGUGGGAAAAAGUUGACCGCAUCGACCGGUACAUUCUUGUGUUUGAUGGAAAUGAGAGGACAAUUGAUGCAUCAGAAGUGUCACACACCAUUUCAAAUCUGAUGAGUGGGACAGAGUACAGUUUCACUCUCUUUACUGAAUUUAAAAAUGUCAACAACAGUGGAGCAACCCUUACUGCUGUCACUGCUCCACGAAAUGUUCAAACUGUGACUGACGUGAGCCAAACUGAGACCAGUAUAACUCUGCAGUGGGAUAAAGUUGACGGUGUUGACCGUUACAUUCUUGUGUCUGAUGGAAAUGAGACGCCAAUUGAUGCAUCAGAAGUGUCACACACCAUUCCAGAUCUGGAUAGUGGGACAGAGUACAGUUUCACUCUCUUUACUGAAUUCAGCAACGUCAGAAGCAGUGGAGUAAUCCUUACUGCUGUCACUGUUCCUCCGAUGGUGGAAUCGGUCACCGUGGUGGAGCGCAGACUGACCAGCAUCACACUACAGUGGAGGAACACCAACACAGCCUGGAGAUACCAGCUUGAAAUUGAACACCGUAAUGCGACGGUUGAUCCGAGCGACUCCGAUGAAGUGACAGGGAUCGUCGGAGACCUCAAACCUGGAACAAAGUACACAAUUAGAGUGUUCACAGUGUUUGAACACACAAGUAAACCUCGUGAAGUCGUCACUCUCACAGUGAUUAAUUGUCAGAGUAUAAACUGGCAGAUUACGAGCACGUCCAUCCAAGCAGCAGUUGAUGGGGAGUUCACGACUGCAACGCUCCAGAAUGAAACAGGAAGUUCUCUCAGUGUUAGUCAAAGUGUAUCAUUUACUGAACUUGACCCUGGAGGAACCUAUAAAAUAAUUCUUGAGUAUGAAGAGCUGCUGCAGUGUGAUCACAGCCUAACAGUGUCUCCGUCUGACCCGGUAGGCCGCUGUGAGUACGAGGCCUCUGGAUAUUCGAUCGGCGUAGUUUGGGAUGAACCGCUUGGUGUGUGCACUCAAGCAGAAGUCAACGUGUCGGGGAAAAAAGAAGUUUUUGACUGUGGGGAGCGGUAUGGUGUCAUUGGAGGAUUUCAACCUGCCAGAACAUACCAAGUGUCUUUAGUUUUACUCUCUGGAGAUGUCAGGAGCCAGAAAAUAUUUGUUUUUGACUGUCAUACUGACCCAAGGGGAGUCAUUGCAGGGUCGGUCAUGGCUGUGCUGAUUUUCAUCAUCCUGGUCUGUGUGGCCCUCUUCAUCUUUAUUAAAAGACCAGACAUUAUCAGGAGAAAAAAAUCAUUCAUUGGAGGAUCCAAAGUAUCUACUGCAAAGGGGAAAGCUAUUCCUGUCGCAAAGUUUCAGAAUCACUUCACUAAGUUAAGUGCGGAUGAAAACAGAGGUUUCAGCCUGGAAUAUGGUACCCUCAGUCUUGUGGGCGCAGAUCAGACACAAAAAGUAUCCACGCUACCCGAGAACAAAGUGAGGAACCGUUUCACCAAUGUGCUGCCAUAUGACUGGAAUCGAGUGAAGCUCACUACGUCUGGGUCCGCUGAGAGCUCCGACUACAUAAAUGCCAGUUACAUGCCAGGAUAUAGGAACAACAGAGAGUACAUCGCCACUCAGGGUCCUCUUCCUGCAACAGUCAAUGAUUUCUGGAGAAUGAUUUGGGAACAACAAGUGAAAGGAAUCGUCAUGGUAACCAACUGUACUGAACUUGGACGGACGAAGUGUGAACAAUACUGGCCUUCUGGCCGCCAGUCUCGCCUUUUUGGAGAGCUGUCCGUCACCACCAUAUCAGAGCAGCAGGAGCCCAACUGGACAUUGAGGACAUUCAGUGUGAAACAUAGAAACACCUCUGAAGAACGCACAGUGAAACACUUCCACUUCACAGCCUGGCCUGAUCAUGGCGUCCCUCAGGGCACUGAUGUCCUGAUCCAGUUCAGAGGACUAAUGAGGCAGCACAUCGAGAGAGAUGGAGGCAGAGCGCCAACUGUGGUUCACUGCAGUGCCGGUGUGGGAAGGACAGGCACCAUCAUCGCUCUGGAUGUGCUGCUUCAGCAGCUAGAGAACGAGGAAGCUGUCGGCAUCAACGCCUUCGUGCACAGGAUGAGGCUGAAUCGACCCUACAUGGUGCAGACAGAGUCUCAGUAUGUUUUCCUGCACCAGUGCAUCAUGGACACCCUGAAACCAAAGGAGAAAAUAGAGGAUCACAUAUACCAAAACACCAACGACAUGAUCUAUGUCAAUGCAACAGCACUCCAAGAACUUAAUCAGCAAAACCGAAAUCGAUAAAUCACUGUGCACUCAAAUGCCUUAUUCACUUCAAGACAGAUUUAUUGUCUUCAUGCUCUAUGAUGUUGUAUAGAAAACCUUUGCUUCUUUAUUUUCAGAUUUUAUUUAAUGUUUAUGUUUCAUUCGCCAAAUCUGUACUUUUAUUGUUUCUAUCGUGAGAAAAUAACACUUGAGAGAUGACCACAGAAUGUUGUACACAUUUAAUAUUAAUAACAAAUGUAAGUAGAAAAAACUAUUUUCAAAAGAAAUAAAAUAUUCUAUUUCUGUAAAAAUACCAGAAUGUGCGAAGUGGCGGAGCCACAGAGGACUUCUUUGCGACGUUGUGACGUACACAGCAGGAUUUGAUGAUGUUGAACUUUUUGCUUAAGGAGCCUUGUUCUGAAAAAAACCAAGCUGCAAUAGACAUUUAAAACGCCUCCUCGUACUGCCCAGCGUUGUUCAGGUCAUUUCAUAAACUCCAGUCUCCCAGUGUUAUUAUCAUGUUAUUUUUCAUCCAUCCAUAUACACCCUGGGAAAGGUCAGCAGUCCAUCAUGGGUCCAACACAGAGGGACAGAAGAGAUCAAACAUUCCCACCUACGGGCAAAUUAGAGCUACUAAUAAAUCUAAUACUUCUGUCUCUUGACUGUGGGAGGAAACUGAAGUAUCCAAUAGGAAAGUCUUGCAAUGCAAGAACAUGCAAACUCCACACAGAAAGGCUCUCAAGACUCACUGUGAGCGGAGUGCUGCCCUGGAUGCACUGCAGAGCUCCUUCAGUGGCAGAGUUCUUCACUCCGAGUGUGUGAGGAAGUGAUAUUUCAGGCACUUCCCUUCAGCAGCUGUGAGAUUGUAUAACCAGCACCGCUUUCAGUAACUCCCACCCACCCCACACUUACCCCCCAACCAUGACAGAAUGCACUUUUUAAUGGCCAAUAUUUCUAUGUGCAAUAUACAUCUAUUAUUCAUUUAUUCUGUACUAUAAUAUCAUUUCAGGUAUAUUGCUAUUCACUACCAGCAUUACUUUUAAGAAAAUAUCAAUCAUGUCACAGUUAUAAUCUUAUUGUUGCGAUCGUUAUUGUAUGUCACACUUAUGUGUUUGUAUUCGCUUUCUUUAUUUGCUAAGAUUGUAUUUACUGUAAGGUUGCUGCUGCAACAAUGGAAAUUUCCCCACUGUGGGACAAAUGAAGGAAUGUCUUGAGUUUUAUUGAUUCUGGUGUGUUUGACAUUCCUGUGUCUCUUGAG